Molecule: messenger RNA, 699 nt
Organism: Urocitellus parryii (Arctic ground squirrel)
Lineage: Eukaryota; Metazoa; Chordata; Mammalia; Rodentia; Sciuridae
Gene: Cxcl17
Product: C-X-C motif chemokine ligand 17
Biological process (GO): macrophage chemotaxis; positive regulation of vascular endothelial growth factor production; positive regulation of macrophage chemotaxis
Source: RefSeq, a predicted model, not a curated record
AUGGCUGGCCAACUCCAUUGCUCCCAGUCUGAGAUGAAACGGAACAUCGUGGUGGAAGGGCUCAUCUUGUACUUUCUUACCCCAGCCCUGAAAUCAGUCACUUCUACAGGGAACCCAGGGGUCGCCAGAGGCCACAGGGACCAACGCCAGGCUUCUGGGAGGAGGCUCCUGAAAAGCAGCCAAGAAUGUGAGUGCAAAGAUUGGUUCCUGAGAGCCUCUAAGAAAAAACCCAUGACMGCGGCCGGGCUGCCAAAGAAGCGAUGUCCCUGUGAUCAUUUUACAGUCAGCGUGAAGAAAACCAGACACCGAAGGCACCACAAGAAGUCAAACAAGCAUUUCAAAGCCUGCCGGCAAUUUCUCCAACGAUGUCAAUUAGAAAGCUUUGCUCUGCCCUUGUAAGAGCUCUGAGAUGAGAGUCUUCUCUCCACAUUCAAAUUCUCAGCCCAAAAGGCAGUGGACACAAAGCAUGUUCUUAUUCUUCCCCACUCCCUGUCCCCCCACCUCCACCAUCAUKCCAGUCCUAUCAGAUGGCACUUUUUCCAACAUCAUGGAUUAUUGCUCCCUCUAGUGCAGCCUCCUCUUGCCAGUCUUUUUCUGUGCCCUCCCUUACCUGGGCUUCAGCUUAACUAUGUGAAAGGAUCUAGGAAACCCCACUCUCCUUGCUGGUCUCACUUUCCAUUAAAUACCACCUGGGAAGUA